CGACAAAGUGGAAUGUUCAACGCCCGGUUGUAAAGCGGUCUACUGUCAGAGCUGCUUUAAUGAGUCGAACAAAAUGUGUUGCAUUUGCAAAAAUCCGGUGGAGUAUGGCGAUGACAGUGACAUCUCGGAGGAGAUAGAUUCUUCAGAUGAUCCGAAUGCCGUACGCGUGCCGCACGAAAGCGAUAAAUAUUGUAUUUGGGUGCCAUAAGACGUAACAGGAAGAAAAAGAAGCUUCUAUUGAACUUUCAAACCAUUUAAUUUUUCAAUAAAUUGUAUUUGCUUUUACUGAAUUCACUACCAUUCGCUGUUGUCGAGUAUGGCAGCCAUGAUACGGUGCGACCACUGGCUAUUUUAGCGGAUUCCGCAUAGCAAAGCAAACCGACCCAACCCAACCUAGCCAACUAGGGGCAAAUGCAGAAUAACACCAACGUGCCAAUUUUGGCUAAGACGCAGCUGCCGUUGGGCGAUUGGAGUGAGCAAUUCUACAAUGCUUUCAAUGCUUUCAUUCAACACCCCAAACGGGGCUGUGCCCAAAUAAGUAAGCGAUAGACUAAACAAGCUGCCCCUCCUCGUGCCAGUUGGUUAGCCGUUUCUAUGUCGAUUUGGCUUGGGGGCAAAUGAAGCAAUACGACGGCGACGGUGGCGGUGGCGGCCACGACUGAUCAGUGAAAAUGCUGCAACACUGAUGUGAUCAACAUCAACAGCGAGUAAAUGGACAAAUUGUCCGUUGUUUACGAUCGCAGCUGAAGACACACAUAUCUUCUACCUAUAUGCCGCCGCCUUAUAUGUUACCGUUGCAAGCUAGCUGGGGACUUUAGUCUGUACGUUAUCGUCGCCACGUCGAUCGCUGCGUUUCCAUAUGGUCACCUCUUGGCAAGCAGUCGCUACUGUGGGAUUACUUACAGCUAAGGGCAGAGAAAUGGUGCAGUGAGUUUAUUCAAACUCAAAUGCUAGUAAUUGGCGUUGAUAGACCCUGACUAAGCUUCUCAUUCAAUUUGUCUUGCUCGUCUUAAUGCUAACCAGUAUAUUAGUUGUUCUUAAAACUUACGCCAAGAUCAAAUUUAGGUUGAACUUAUAUGAGAACAUUUUUGACCUGAGAAAUUGCUUUUAUGGAGUUUCUAAGUUAUAUUUGGUAAAUUCUAGGAAAACGGCAAGAGCGGAAAAGUAAAUAUAGGUUGGUCUAAAACCGCACAGUACUUCUUAGUAAGAAUUGUAGAAGCACUGAUAUCCUUGCCCA
Messenger RNA from Bactrocera dorsalis (oriental fruit fly), 1237 nucleotides. RefSeq names its product DC-STAMP domain-containing protein 2-like. NCBI's taxonomy places the organism in Eukaryota, Metazoa, Arthropoda, Insecta, Diptera, Tephritidae. The record is from RefSeq and is a predicted model, not a curated record.